AUCGUCAGAAGACACUGUGUUUAACCAGAGCAGACCGGUAGAGCGCGAGCCAGACCUCCCAGUGCGCGCGCGCGCGAGCUCAUUCACUCAUUCAGACAUUACACUCGCACCGACUGAGACUCAGUAUGGUGAAAAAGAGCAGGAGCCCUGUGACAUACUCUAAAAUGAAGGGGAUCAUAUCAUACUUUGCUGCUUUAAUCAGAGAGAGAAAACAUGGUUCGACUGACCUGCUACAGAAGAUUGGGACCCGAAUUACAGGCUAUCAGAACAGUACGGAUUCGGAGUGGUUUCUGAGACCAGAAGCCAAUUUAUCUGAUGAGUCUGCAGCAGCUGCACAGUGCUUCCGCAGUACAGAACAGGAGCUGCAAAUAUCUCAGGUUUCGGCAGCAGAUUUUGACUACUUGAAGGUGAUUGGAAUAGGCAGUUUUGGCAAGGUUCUUUUAGCAAAAUAUAAGAAGAACAAUGGAUACUAUGCAGUCAAAGUUUUACAGAAGCACAUCAUCCUGAAGAAAGAAGCGGAAGGAAACAUUAUGUGUGAGCGUAACGUGCUAGCGAAAACUCUGAAUCAUCCGUUCUUGGUGCGGCUUCACUUCAGCUUUCAGACCAAAGAGAGGCUUUGUCUAGUGUUGGACUACGCAAGUGGUGGAGAGCUCUUCUACCACCUCCAAAAAGAACGUGUGUUCAAGGAGCCCAGAGCAAGAUUUUACGCUGCAGAAAUGGCCAGUGCAUUAGGAUACUUACAUUCCCUGCAUAUUAUCUACAGGGACCUGAAGCCAGAGAACAUCUUGCUCGACUCUGAAGGCCACGUGGUCCUAACAGAUUUUGGCUUGUGUAAAGAGGGCAUAGUGGGACGUGCAACCACCAAAACCUUUUGUGGAACUCCUGAAUACUUGGCACCUGAGGUUCUCCAGCAGCAGGAGUAUGACCGUACUGUGGACUGGUGGGGGCUUGGAGCUGUUCUGCAUGAAAUGCUUUAUGGUCUGCCACCCUUCUACAGUGCAGACCACAUAAAGAUGUUAGGCAAUAUAAUUUAUCAACCACUGGUCCUAAAGGCUGGAGUUUCGAAGGCUGGAAGAGAUUUUCUCAAAAGCUUACUCAAUAAAGACAGAUCUAAGAGACUUGGUGCUAAACAUGACAUGGACGAGCUGAAGCGGCAUUCGUUCUUUUCCUCUAUUCAAUGGGAUGACCUUGUGGCAAAGAAAAUCCCACCUCCCUUCGUUCCCUCACUGUCUGGCCCUGAUGACUUGACAAACAUUAACCCUGCAUUCACAAGACUUCCUGUCCCAGAGUUUCUGGGUGUGUGUGAGGAGGCUGGGCUGACCUUCCCUGGCUUCAGCUAUGUGAAUGCAAACAUCUCAUUGAUGUCCACGUAGGUGUUCAGACGUGUGAUCAACGAAGUCAAAUCGAGUCUGCGUCCUGGAAAACUGACCACGAUUAUACCUCACAGAGUGGAUAUGGAUGUUUAC
This is a messenger RNA of Tachysurus fulvidraco (yellow catfish), 1466 nucleotides long. It is a transcript of the gene sgk2b, whose product is annotated as serum/glucocorticoid regulated kinase 2b. Gene Ontology annotation, molecular function: ATP binding; protein serine/threonine kinase activity. Lineage: Eukaryota; Metazoa; Chordata; Actinopteri; Siluriformes; Bagridae. The record is from RefSeq and is a predicted model, not a curated record. Gene Ontology annotation, biological process: protein phosphorylation. Bases 126 to 1373 code for a protein of 415 amino acids. The transcript is spliced from 12 exons.